AUGCGGUUGCGGCGGCGCUACGCGGAAUUCCUCAGGCGGGCGUCCGCCCUGCCGUCCCUUCCGCUGGUGGCCUCCCUCCACGCCGCGGUGCUCCGGCGCGGGGUCCCCGCCCUCCUCGCGGCGUCCCUAAUCCACGGCUACUCGGCCUGCGGGGACCUCGUCUCCGCGCGCGCCCUGUUCGACGAAACGCCCCCGACGCUCUCGUCCCGCACCGCGCUCGCCGGCGCGCUGUCGGCGCACGGCCGGUGCUCGGAGGCGCUGGCGCUGCUCGCCGUCCCGGAGGCGGAGGCGGACGACAGAGCGGUGACGGUGCUCCUGGCGGCGUGCGCGCGCGCCGGGAUGGUGGCCGAGGGGAGGCGCGUGUUCGCGAGGGUGCCACGCCCCGCGCUGCAGCACUACACGUGCAUGGUGGAGAUGCUGGGGCGCGCCGGGGAGGUGGAGGAGGCGGAGCGGCUCGUGGCCCGGAUGGAGGCGCGCCCGGACAGGGUCAUCUUCGCGGCGCUCCUCGCCGCGUGCCGCGUGCACGGCCGCGUCGACGUCGCCGAGCGGGUGGCCGGGCUCAUGCGCCGGUAUGGCAUUGCGUGA
Miscanthus lutarioriparius is the source of this 585-nucleotide messenger RNA. The record is from the annotation of a GenBank genome assembly. Lineage: Eukaryota; Viridiplantae; Streptophyta; Magnoliopsida; Poales; Poaceae.